Messenger RNA from Ornithorhynchus anatinus (platypus), 1597 nucleotides. RefSeq names its product transcobalamin 1 (gene TCN1). NCBI's taxonomy places the organism in Eukaryota, Metazoa, Chordata, Mammalia, Monotremata, Ornithorhynchidae. Gene Ontology annotation, biological process: cobalamin transport. The record is from RefSeq and is a predicted model, not a curated record. Bases 62 to 1333 code for a protein of 423 amino acids. The transcript has 9 exons. Gene Ontology annotation, molecular function: cobalamin binding.
GCUUCUGUGUCCUAGUACAGACAGGAGCGGAGAAGGUGGAACUGUGGCUGCCCGCAGAGUGAUGGGAAGACUCCAUCAGCUGGCCCUGAUAGGGCUCCUGCUGCUUUGCCUCAGCCCUGGGCAGCUCUGCGAGACCUGUGCCGUCAAUGAGGAGCAACGUCCCCUGGUGACCUCUCUGCUGAACACAAUGAUCCAGUCUAACGACGGCAGCGCAAUCCCUAAUCCCAACGUCCUGUUGGCUCUGAGACUGGCUCGGGACCACAGCCGCACCACAGAGAAGACCCUGCUGGCCCAGCUCGUAGAAAAUGCCAAAGACAAUGGGACGUCAAUGACCUCCGGAAAACUGGCCCUGCAUGUCCUGGCUCUAAAAGCCGCCUGCCAAGAGCCCAGGGUGGUCUUCUCAUCUGGCUCUAACCUGAUUAAUCUCUUGGAAAAGAAGUUCCAAGAGGAACUGGCUAACAUAAAGAAAACAGGCAAUCCCCUGACUAACUUUUUCCAGCUCAGCUUGGAUGUCAUGGCCCUCUGCCUCCUGAAGGGAGAUUAUUCACCCUCCAAGAUCGCGAACCUCUUCUCUCCCGGGUGGGAAAAGUACACUUUCGGCAGCCAGUUCUCUGUGGACACUGGGGCCGUGGCAGUCCUGGCUCAGAUCUGUGUGCAGAGGAUUAACAAGGAUGAGAAGAUUGAGAAAAACAUCCGGCAGCUGACCGAGAAGAUCCUGGAAUCGGAAGACAGAAGUGGCAUCAUUGGGAACCUCUACAGCACCGGAUUGGCUAUGCAGGCCCUGUCUGUAAGUGGAGACUAUUAUGAGAAUAAAGACUGGGACUGUAACCUAUCCCUGAGGAGGAUGCUGAAGGAGAUUCCCUUGGGAACAUUCAAACAGCCCACGGCUGCAGCCCAGCUCAUCCCAGCUCUGGAGGGCAAGACCUAUCUGGAUGUGACCAGAGGAUGCUGCGACUCGGAUCCAGAUAAUCUGACCCUUUCUUCCCCCUCGCCCACCGCUCCCACCAACCCGUCCACCAUCACGGUCACCUACAAGGUCACGGAUGGCAUUAGUAACACCUUCGCCGACUCCAUCGUCGUCUCGGUACCUCAGGGCUCUGUCUUCUUGAAGGUGAUGGAGGCAGCCCGGGACCAGGACCAGACUCGGUUUGGCUUCACCCAGAAACCCAGUGACUGGGGCCCAUACAUCACCUCGGUGCGGGGUCUAAAAGCAGACAAUAACCAGAGAACCUACUGGCAGCUUCUGAGUGGAGACGAACCUCUGAGCCAAGGUGCCGGGAACUACGUGGUCUCUGACGGAGAGAUCCUGGAAGUCAAAUUCACCAACUACUGAAGUCUUGGGAGGAAAGACGACAAGGAGCCCGAGCCCAGGCCUCUUUCGGCUGGAAAUACCCAUCUCAUAUAACACUUUCAGAGCCUCCUUGAAGACCAAUGGGCCUUUCUCCCCUCUUCUCCAUCUCAACCGUAGUAGUGAAAUACGGGAGCCCGUUUCCUCUCUGGGCCUUUACAAUAAAGAGCUACGGGUAGAGCAGGAUCGGAUACAACCACCUUGCAUUUCUGAGCUGGAUGUGUCAAAUUAAAAGUGUUGCCAAAAGCC